AUGGCUGGCACCAAAUGUGUUAACGCUGGCUGGAUUCAUAUUUGUUAUGUUCGCAUUUUUGGUCGUCUCAUAUUACGAUUAUUAUGAUCUAUCCCCAGUUGGAUCUGGUUACUGUGCUCGAUUUGUACCUUUCUAGGACAUACGUUAGACGGUACUGAUGGUAAGCAGGCGCGUCGCAUAGGAGCAUCCGGACCGACUGGUGAACUUUUUGAUCAUGGUUUGGAUUCGUGGUCUACAGUUCCAAUAACACUGACUACUUUUUCCAUCUUUGGUCAAGGUGAAUUUAGUUUAUCACCGACACGACUUCUUUUGGUUCUGAUAAGCGUUCAAGCAGUGUUUAUCGUUUCACAUUGGGAAAAAUAUAACACCGGAAUUUUAUUUCUCCCGUGGAAUUAUGAUUUGAGUCAAUACGGACUUAUGUUAUUUUACUUAUUUGCAUUCUUCAAAGGCGAUGAGUAUUUCAAGUUUUAUGUUUUCGGCGAUUUUACAUUGGCCGUUUGUUUUGAAUUUAGUUUCUAUGUUUGUUGUUACUUGUCGUUAAUGGUAUCAGCUCGAAACAUUUAUCUAUCUUAUUUUAUAGACCACACUGGAAAACAGGACAAUUUUUACGAAAUAUGCUUACCUCUCUACCCAUCCUUGAUUUUGUUUUCAAUUUCGAUACUUUGGGCCUUGUAUUCUCCGGGAAAAAUUGCUGAACGUGAUCCUCGUCUUUAUCUCUACACUAUGGGAACUGUUUUUUCGAAUAUUGCAUGUAAACUGAUCAUCGCGCAGAUGUGCAAUAGUCGAGCGGAAAUAUUUAAUUUAUGCCUAGCAAUAUAUUCGUUCGUUGCAAUGGCAUCUUUAUUGGGUUUUUUAUCAACUUAUCAGGAAUUGAUUUUUUUACGACUUGCUGUCAUUGUCAUAACUCUCGCUCACUUGCAUUUUGGAAUUUGUGUGGUACGUCAACUAUGUGAGCAUUUUAAAAUCUAUGCUUUCUCACUGCAUUAUUUACAACAAUCAUCAAAACAUCGCAAUGAAUGA
Molecule: messenger RNA, 1020 nt
Organism: Cercopithifilaria johnstoni
Lineage: Eukaryota; Metazoa; Nematoda; Chromadorea; Rhabditida; Onchocercidae
Source: the annotation of a GenBank genome assembly